AUGACGUACCAAAUCCACAAUUCUACUCCCUGUCGUCCAGGAAUUCCAAGUGCAUCAGAUUAUAUUUUUCCGAUCUCGCCAUCGUUCAAAAACAGUGCCUUACCUCAUUCAGUUCCGAAGAAACCACCGUACUCAGUUGGAAGCAGUGAUAUGAUGACGAGCCAGGCUUCUGAUGGAGUCACCAAUAAUGGAAAUGCUCAGUACCAUGAAAUAGCUAAGUUGCGGAUUUCCCUUCGAUUGCUCACCAUGAUGGCGCUAGCUACUGGUGUUUCCAGCAUCACGAGUCUUCAAUUCUUUCUACAAGUCAACUGGAGCACUAUGAUCAAGAAAUAUGUCACGCUGAAGGAAUUCUACCAGACGAUCGGUGACAUCGGUGAAACCCUCGACGUAGCGGUGUUGGUGUGUUCGUGCUCAGCGUUCUUCGUCACACUUAUGCAGCUUUUUUUCGUACUUAAGCUUCAAAAGUUCAAAAACUCUCACGCUACGAUCUUCACUGUUCGCUUUUACAGCCGUGCUGCUGCUCUGUGCCAUGAACCCACAACGCGGAGCGAUCUCGAAAGCAAUCGGUCUGCCGCUAGGUGUCAUCGCGAUGGGGUUCUGCGUCGUCGUCACACUGAAGUCGAUUCGCUUCUGGAGCAGAUCCACUCGUACGCCACCCACCGUCGACAACUACAAAAACUUCUCUACUCUCGUAUAGAGCAGCUGUCCGUAGAACAGGAGUCCUAUGAAGGUCCAACUAUAUCCCCACGAUGUUACAUCAUUGAUGUGUGCCUUUCUUAA
Molecule: messenger RNA, 780 nt
Organism: Angiostrongylus costaricensis
Lineage: Eukaryota; Metazoa; Nematoda; Chromadorea; Rhabditida; Metastrongylidae
Source: the annotation of a GenBank genome assembly